Schizophyllum commune H4-8 is the source of this 392-nucleotide messenger RNA. RefSeq lists its product as uncharacterized. NCBI's taxonomy places the organism in Eukaryota, Fungi, Basidiomycota, Agaricomycetes, Agaricales, Schizophyllaceae. The transcript has a single exon. The record is from RefSeq and is a predicted model, not a curated record. The coding region runs from base 98 to 361 and encodes 87 amino acids.
CGCUGAUCUUCGUCGCUCACGCUGAUCUUCGUCGCUCGCGCUGAUCUUCGUCGUGUCGUCCUCCGCCAGUGCGGUCUUCGCUCUCCUGCUGGCCGGCAUGUUUUCGCUCUCCUGCUGGCUGGUGCGGCCUCCGCUCUCCUGCUGGCCGGCAUGUUUUCGCUCUCCUUCUCUCCCUCUCUUCCUCUUCUCCCUCUCCCUCCCACCUCCUUCCUCCUGGCCACCUCCUUCUUCCCGCCCACUUCCUUCUUCCCGCCCACCUCCUUCUUCCUGGCCAUUUCCUUCUUCCUGGCCAUUUCCUCCUCACCCGCCGCAGCUCCUCCUCACCCAAUUCCACACCACCGCCCUGCUAGCUCAGUGGUAGAGCGUCGCACUCGUAAUGCGAAGGUCAGUCG